AUGGCAUUACUGAUUAUACUGAUUAUCUGCUUUGUGAUUAUUCUUGCUUCUUCUCAGCCUUGCCAGACCCCUGAUGACUUUGUGACUGCCACUUCUCCAGGACAUAUCAUGAUUGGAGGUUUGUUUGCCAUUCAUGAAAAAAUGCUGUCCUCAGAUGACUAUCCCAGACGACCCGAAAUCCAGAAGUGUGUUGGCUUUGACAUAUCAAUCUUUCUUCAUACUCUUGCCAUGAUACACAGCAUUGAGAUGAUCAAUAAUUCAACACUCUUAUCUGGAGUCAAACUGGGGUAUGAAAUCUAUGACACUUGUACUGAUGUCACAGUGGCAAUGGCAGCUGCUCUGAGGUUUCUUUCUAAGUUCAACUGCUCCAGAGAAAUCGUGGAGUUAAAGUGUGACUAUUCCAGCUACAUGCCAAGGGUUAAGGCUGUCAUAGGUGCUGGCUACUCAGAAAUAACCAUGGCUGUCUCCAGGAUGUUGAAUUUGCAGCUCAUGCCACAGGUGAGUUAUGAAUCAACUGCAGAAAUCCUAAGCGACAAAAUUCGCUUCCCUUCAUUUUUACGGACUGUGCCCAGUGACUUCUACCAAACUAAAGCAAUGGUCCAUCUAAUUCAGAAAUCUGGAUGGAACUGGAUUGGCAUCAUAACCACAGAUGAUGACUACGGACGAUUGGCUCUCAACACUUUUGCAAUCCAGACCGCGGCAAAUAAUGUGUGCAUAGCCUUCAAAGAAGUUAUCCCAGCCUUCCUCUCAGAUAACACCAUCGAAGUCAGGAUCAAUCAGGCACUUGAGAAAAUCAUAGCAGAAGCCCAGGUUAAUGUCAUUGUGGUAUUUCUGAGGCAAUUCCAUGUUUUCAAUCUCUUCAAUAAAGCCAUUGAAAGGAAUGUAAAUAAGACCUGGAUUGCUAGCGAUAUUUGGUCAACUGCCACCAAGAUCACCACCAUUCCUAACAUUAAAAGGAUUGGCAAAAUUGUGGGGUUUACCUUUACAAGAGGGAAUAUGUCCUCUUUCCAUUCCUUUCUACAAAAUCUGCAUUUAUUUCCCAGUGAUAAUAACAAGCCCUUAAAUGAAUACGCCAUGCUCUUGUCUGCCUGUGCUCAUGUCAAGGACAGUGAUUUGAGUCAAUGCAUUUCCAACCAUUCUCAGGGGACUUUGACCUACAAGGCUAACAAGGAUAUAGAAAGGAACUUCUCUCUGAGAAAUGACUUCCUGUGGGAUUACACUGAGCCAGGAUUUGUUCACAGUAUUCAGCUCGCAGUGUUUGCCCUUGGUUAUGCAGUUCAGGAUCUGUGCCAAGCUCAAGAUUGUCAGAACCCUAACGCCUUUCAACCAUGGGAGUUACUUGAUGUACUGAAAAAUGUGACAUUCACUGAUGGAGGUAAUUCAUUUCAUUUUGAUGCCCAUGGGGAUAUGAAUACUGGAUAUGAUGUUGUGCUCUGGAAGGAGAUCAAUGGCCACAUGACUAUCACCAGGUUGGCACAAUAUGACCUGAAGAAUGGUGUCUUCAUCAUCACAGACCAAGAAGCAAAAAACGAGUUCAGAAAUCUCAAGCAAAUUCAAUCUAAAUGCUCCAAGGAAUGCAGUCCUGGGCAAAUGAAGAAAACUACAAAAAGUCAACAUAUCUGCUGCUAUGAAUGUGUGGACUGUCCUGAAAAUCACUACAGUAAUCAGACAGAUAUGGAUCACUGCCUUUUAUGCAACAACGAAACUCACUGGGCCCCAGUAAGGAGCACCGUGUGCUUUGAAAAGGAAGUGGAGUAUCUCAGCUGGAAUGACUCCUUGGCUAUCCUGCUCAUGGCCCUCUCUCUUCUGGGAAUCAUGUUUGUUCUGGCCAUUGGCAUAAUAUUUACAAGAAACCUGAACACACCCGUUGUGAAAUCAUCCGGGGGGUUGACAGUCUGCUAUGUGAUCCUUCUCUGUCAUUUCCUCAACUUUGCCAACACGGGCUUUUUUGUUGGAGAACCACAGGAUUUCACGUGUAAAACCAGGCAGACACUGUUUGGUGUGAGCUUUACUCUCUGCAUCUCCUGCAUUUUGAUGAAGUCUCUGAAAAUUUUGCUAGCCUUCAGCUUCGAUCCCAAGUUGCAGAACUUUUUGAAGUGCCUCUAUAAACCUAUCCCCAUCAUCUUCACUUGCACAGGUAUCCAGGUUGUCAUUUGCACACUCUGGGUAAUUUUAGCAGCACCUACUGUGGAAGAGAAUGUCUCCUUGCCCAGAGUCAUUAUCCUGGAAUGUGAGGAGGGAUCUGUCCUCGCAUUUGGCACCAUGUUGGGCUAUAUUGCCAUCUUGGCCUUUAUCUGCUUCAUAUUUGCCUUCAAAGGCAGGAAAUUACCUGAGAAUUACAAUGAAGCCAAAUUCAUAACAUUCGGCAUGCUCAUUUACUUCAUAGCUUGGAUCAUAUUCAUCCCUGUCUAUGCUACCACAUUUGGCAAAUAUUUGCCAGCUGUCGAGAUUAUUGUUAUUUUGAUAUCUAACUAUGGGAUCCUGUGUUGUAUGUUCUUCCCCAAAUGCUAUGUUAUUCUUUGUAAGCAAGAGACUAACACAAAAUCUGCCUUUCUCAAGAUGAUUUACAGUUACUCUUCCCACAGUGCAGGUAGCCUUGCUAUGAGUCAUGUUUCACUGGACUCCACCAACAGCAAUAUCCCAAUGACCAAUCCCAGCCCUGGUGGCAAGUCUGCAGCCUGGCAGAAAAGCAAAGAUCUUGAGGAGCAAGUGUUUGGACGCAUUUGUAGAGAAAAUGCUACAAGUAUAUCUAAAACUUUGCCUCGGAAAAGAAUUUCAAGUAUAUGAAUAAGUCCUUAAGAGAUGGCACAUUCCGGAAGAAAAUGUUUCUAGGGUCUUAGCGUUUAAAAUGUGCACUUACUUUCUGAGCAAAUAUAUCCUAUGUGUUUCUUCACUGCCUCUAUCUUCACCCAAUUUUGGUAGAACACUCCCUCUGUCCAACCACCUGCUUAACAAAGAAAAUAGAGCCAUCAGCUUGAAACUCCAUCCAUUCCCACCUUCUAUUUGCCUCCAUCUUUAUCUCCUUCCUCUUAGGCACAUAGGGAAAGGUAUCUCUUCUAUUCAAAAUCAGCCCAUAAUGUAUCAUCCUUGCCCCAUCCUCUACCACCUCUUCUCAAACCUCUUUGUGUGGGUUCUCCUUCUGUAUUGAGCAUCUUUACCUUCCCACCUCCACUGCUUAGUUCAGUUGAACAAGCAUUUGAGCAGUUACCAUGUGCCAGGUGAUGUGCUAAAUACAAAUUUACAAGAAGGAUCAAGACAUCAUUUCUGACCUCAAGGAGCUCAAAAUCCAAGGGAAGGCAGUCAUGUAUAGACGUCUUCAAUUCAGGUGGGAAAUUCUAUGAUUGUAAUGUGCAUAAGGCACUAUAACAGUGUAGUUAAGUGGCACUUAGUCAUCCUGGGGAUCUUGGGAGGGUUUCAAAAAAGGCUAAGUAAAAGGUAUGAUGUUUAUGAAAGACGAAUAAGAGUGAGCUUAAUCAAAGAAAGUACAGAAAGCUGUUCCAGAUAAAAGGGGCAAGCAGAAGAGGUGGCAGAAAGUGUGUCGAGAAGGUGUAUUCAGGGAAGUACAGUUAUUUUGGGAUUAGUAGACAGAAGUCCUCUUUUAUACGUAGAGGUUAGGUCAUGAAUGAAUGCCUCAGACUGAAAUUCUUUUUUAAGGAGCUUAGGUCUUUAUCUUGUGGGCAGAGGGUGGCCAAAAAAUGUCUGGCAAAAAGGUAAUAGGUUCAAAAUCCCAUUUUAAGAAGCUCACUCUGAUACGGGGUGGAGGAUGGAGUCUCUCUGAGAAAGAAUUAGGAUCUAUACUAGGAAAUAGAAGGGAGGAUAUGUAUAUGUAUUCAAGCUAUAUAGAAGGUGGUCAUUUAUCUGAAGUAGUUGGUGAAGGAUGAGUUAUAGGCUUCUGGUUUGAUUUAUUGAGAAGUGACACAAAUACAGGAGGAUGACAGGUUUAGAGUAGAAGAUGGAAUAUUGAAUUUGAGGUGACUGGAGUAAUUUCAAGACGUAUCAAGCAUUCAUAUGUAUAUAAGGGGGUAAGUCAGGGCUGGUGAUACGGAUUUGGAUGUCACAGUCACAUCACCCUCAUCCUUAUAAAGCAGAGAAACAUACAAAAUAACAUUGUCCUCAAUCUUUUUUUUUUCUGCUUUAUCUCCCCAACCCCGCCCCUCCCGUACACAGUUGUAUAUCUUAGUUGUAUAUCUCAAUCUUGACAUUCUCUUUAGCUACCACUCUUUUUCUCCCUCCUUUUCACAACUGAAAGUUUGAAGGAAUAGCGUCAUUGAUUGUGACCCAUUAGUUCUGAGUCCAUGAAAUCUGGCUUUUAGUUGCACUGCUGUGCCAAAAUAGCUCACAGAGAAGUUACCUGUGACUUUUUAUCUGUCUAAUUGGAUGGUCAUUUUUAAGUGUUCACCUGCUUUGAAUCUUAAUGGCAUUUGUGGUACGAUUCCUCCUUGAAAUUCUCCCUCUUCACCCCUUUCAUGAUUUUUUAUAACUUUCAGUUAUUUAAAACACUUCACUGUGAUGCAAAGGCUCUUGUGGUUCUCCUCUGACAUCCCUGACUAUUCAAUUUUGGUCUCUGUUGCCGGUAUGUCUCCCUCUACUUGGCUCUUAAAUGUGGGUAUUCCCCACAGUUCCACCCUCAAUCUAAAUCUCUUUUCUCUCAACACACUCACUCACUAUAAUAUUAUCCAUUUUCAUGUCUUCACUUUGACCCAGACAACUUGCAAAACCACAUCUCUGGUCCAGAUCACUCUCUAACCAAUCCACCUGCUAGUCCCUCUAACACUUCAAAGUCAAUGUGCCUAAAAUUUAUUCCAUUAUUGUCUUCUCCUAACUCCUUCUCCUCUUGUUUUCCAUUUCUCAGCGUGUGGUACUACCUUUGGACUAGUUGGAACCCUGGGAUUCACGCUAUUCAUCCUUGACUCCACUAUCUCCUUCACCCUUCUAUACCUUUAAUUCAUCAUCUGUCUUUUAUUUUCUAAUUCCUACUUUUUCUCGAAACCUUGCCAUGAUCUCUAUCCCUGUCAUUACUUCUUAAUCUAGGUCUCCAUCACUUUUUCCAUAUAUUGUUGCAGUAGCCUCCUAAUUUGAUUUUGGUCUCUCAAUGUUUUAUUCUAAGUAUAAAGCAGGUCUUGCAAAACUUUCUGCUCAUUUCCACUGGAUAUAUUUCUAUAGUAAAAACCUCUUAGGUACUCAAUUGUUUCAAAACCUGCAAUAAGUCAAAAAUCCUUAUCCUGACGCCCAGGCUCUUCAAGUCCAGCACCAAUGUCUACCCCUUCCUGCCUGGUGCAUUACCCUGGUGAAACGGUCAACUGCAAGUGAUUGUCUGUACACACACCAUGCUACUUCAUGCCUCAGAGCCUGCCUCUUCUCUCUGUGUUGAUGUCCUCUCCACUCCCCGUCUUCCUGGAACACUCUAGCUAAUCCACCAGACAAAACUGAAGUGUCUCUCCUACCACACCUUCCUUUCUGCCUCUGCCACAGCACCUAUUACACUUUAGUGCAUUUACUUGUUUUUAUUUUAAUUUGUUCAAUUAAUAUUUAUCAAGCCCCUACUAUGGACUUGGCAUAAUUCUAUGCAUGGGGAAUGUAAAAAUGACAAAGGGCAUGCAAGUUCUUUCCUCUCAAGGAGUUUACAUUCUAGUGUUUUCACCGUUUUGCCCAUGGGCAGUCAAGUCUCCUUUAGUAACACCUCUCUCAACUGUUCUUUCUUCUCUACUACUACCUCUGUCAUCGCCAUGAUUUACGUUCUUGUGACUUCACACCUCUGUUGUUGAAAGAUUCCAAACUAGUUACCAACCCCAGUGUUCUCCUUCUAAUACACAGAAUCCAUCAUCACAGAUCAAUCUUUCACAAGUUAGUUCCAAAAUUGUCAUUCUCCUAAUCAAAAAAAUUGAAUGACCUCCUAUUGCCUUCAGAAUUAAGUUAAAUUCUUUCCUACCUUGCUAAGUAAGACCUUCCACAGUUUUACCUCAACAUAGACUGAAUAUUUAAAAAAAAAAAAAAAGAAAAAAAUACAAGAUAUUAAUCCUAGUUUACUGCUUAGCCUAAAUGUAUUCACAUACAAUAUGGUGAUAAUAUCUUGUAAAAUUGUCAUGGGUAUACAAUAUUCUCAUGUACAUGAAAGUGUUAAGAAAUGAGUAUUCUGUUUGUGAUUUCACUGACUAAUUGCUCUGUUGAUAUGAAAACAGUUUCUCCUGUUGACAUGAGAGCAAAGUUGUAGGAAAGCUUCCAGAUUCUUGAAUGUGAUCACACAAAACCGAAAUCCCUGCACUGUUGUGCCAAUAGAACAAUAAAAUAAAUAUAGUUUCAUAAGAGUUGUGGGUUCUACUACAGUUGCAUAGCUUUUGGCAAUUAUUCCAGAAGAAAAAAAUGCUCCUCAAUGUAAGAAAUUAAGUUCUGAAUUCCUUGAUGCCAGAACUACAUCCUUGCCAUCAUGGGAAACAAAAACUAAGAGAAUGACUAUUGUACUUUUCAUUUUUUCUGUUAAUUUUUGAGGUUUUUAAAUUCAAUC
Molecule: messenger RNA, 6502 nt
Organism: Equus caballus (horse)
Lineage: Eukaryota; Metazoa; Chordata; Mammalia; Perissodactyla; Equidae
Gene: GPRC6A
Product: G protein-coupled receptor class C group 6 member A
Biological process (GO): G protein-coupled receptor signaling pathway
Cellular component (GO): plasma membrane
Molecular function (GO): G protein-coupled receptor activity
Source: RefSeq, a predicted model, not a curated record